ACAAUCUUUUGGAGAACACAACAAUCUUUUGGAGAACACAACAAUCUUUUGGAGAACACAACAAUCUUUUGGAGAACACCACACUCUUUUUCAGAACACAACGAAAUUUCCUGAUUCACAACAAUCUUUUUCGAAACACAAUAAAAUUUUCUGAUACACAAACGCAAACUAAAACACAACAAAAUUAAUUGAAACACAACGAAAUUUCAAAGUACUGGUAACUAACCCUGAUGCUGAAAGCAACCGGAACCUGGGAUUAGCUCUGGUCACAUGGACCCUUUGCUCUUGUCCAUCCCGCUGACCGCCAUGUUUUGUCACAGUUGUGGUGGUUGGAGAAGAGCAGAUCACAAGUUUUGCCCAAAGUGCGGUGUAACUUUAUCUUCGUCGUCAGCUAGUCAAGUGUCCUCUUUCAAGAAAUUUUUAUCCCAAAAGUCGAAAGAGAGACAAACCACCUUCAAUUCCAAGUCCAAGAAAGCGAAGAUGGACGAAUUUGUAACCAUAACCAUCGGGAUUGGUUCUCUAUCGUGCGGCGUUUUCAAGCCCGUGAGAGGCAAGUCCCUUCCCCUAAAAGUCAAGAAACAUGCCUCAGCCGAGGCAAUACUUGACGAAGCCUUGAAGAAACGAAGUUCUUACGACCGUACUUUCAGAAGUGACAAGACUUAUAAACUGUGCUUUCCGGAUGGAAACGAAGUGAGCACUCUUCCGGGAACAAAAGAGCCAUUUACAUUGGAAAAAUACAAGGAAGACCUUGGGAAGACUUGCACACGCAUUACGUUGUUCUUAUGCCCAUUAGAAGAUGCUUCAGACACUGAACCCGAGCGGACUUGCACGUCAGAAUUAGAGAGCUUAAGUGAUGAAUGGUUGAAUGACUUAGAUCUUGGUGAUGAUGACAGGGAUAUAUUCCCAGCAUUUGACGCUGCGUCCACUGGAUCUUUUACUAGUACAACUUCGAGUGGAGUUCAGUGCAGUUCUUCUGGUUUUGUCCCUGUGGAUGUCACUCAAAGUAUUGGAUCAGUUACCAGAGCAGAUGAUAUCACAGGUGUUACAUCAAAUGCCAACCAAGCUGCUGCUCACAGUGAUGCUGGCCAAGCUGCCAUAUCAGAUAGCAAUGAUGCUUUGAACUCUGAUGAUGUCAGUGAACAUGCGUUGACUAGUGGAUGCCCUGUAUCUGGUGGUGAAAGUCAGCUUAGUGAUGGAAAUGUACUUAGUGAUUUUGACAAUGGUAAUGCACCUGUAUUAGUCAAGGAUGUGUUUGUACACAGAUCCCAAGUUCUCAAAGACUUGAUAGAAGCAUUCAAAGCUCUGGACAUUCCUACCUACAGGGGCCACCUAAAUCUAGUUAUAAUUAAUGAGCGUGGGGAGAUUGAGGAAGGGAGAGGUCUUGGUGUAGUGCGAGAAGUAAUCACAAUGUUUUGGCACCAAUUUUUUACGUCUUUGUCAACCGGUGCAACAGAGAAAGUGCCUUCAGUAAGGCAUACCAGCACCUAGAAUGGGAAGCCAUAGGUAAAAUAUUGGUGUAUGGGUAUUGUGAAAUUAAGUAUUUCCCAGUAGCUCUUUCGGGUGUUUUCAU
This is a messenger RNA of Orbicella faveolata, 1570 nucleotides long. RefSeq lists its product as uncharacterized. The record is from RefSeq and is a predicted model, not a curated record. Lineage: Eukaryota; Metazoa; Cnidaria; Anthozoa; Scleractinia; Merulinidae.